Aspergillus niger is the source of this 1554-nucleotide messenger RNA. RefSeq lists its product as uncharacterized. Gene Ontology annotation, molecular function: phosphoprotein phosphatase activity. NCBI's taxonomy places the organism in Eukaryota, Fungi, Ascomycota, Eurotiomycetes, Eurotiales, Aspergillaceae. The transcript has 3 exons. Bases 1 to 1554 code for a protein of 517 amino acids. The record is from RefSeq and is a predicted model, not a curated record.
AUGCUUAGUCGUGCCGUACUGCCUCUGACGAGGCCGAACGUCCUCACCUCGACCGUUCGAGCUUCAACUAUUUCCGUCGCCCACUCGCGCUGGUAUGCGAAGUCCACCAAGCCCAAGACUCCCUACAAGCUUCCUCAGUCCGUCAAGUCUGCCAAUUCAGAACAGUCGCCCAAGGCUCCCUCUCAGAACGACUACUCCGCGGAGCAGGCCGAAUUCGAUACCAAGGCUGCGCCGGCCACCGAAGCCUCUGAGACCGGUUCUACAGCUCCCCAAAACUAUGCUCCUCAAAAACCCCUGCCCGAUCUCACCCAGGGCAUUCCCUCCACCCUUGCCGCAGAAUUGGAAGCCGCCUCGAAGAACCGCGGAUCAAGCAAGCUAAACCUCACAGAGGACCCGUCGCGUGCGGAAGAUUACGAUGAUGGUGGCCGUGAUAUUCCCAAUUACGAAUCCUCCCUCGAUCGCAAGCGCGCCCGUAUGGCCAACCUGAUGUAUGUCCUGUUCCUGCUGGCAGGUGCUGGUGGUGUGGCCUAUCUGGGCCGCAACUGGGAGACCGAGGAGGAAGCGAAGGCCCACCCCGACGUGCCAUCGGGCUGGGGCUUCGGACUGAUGUACAAUCGUGCCAAGGCCCGCUUGGGCGAUAUCACCAGCUACUACAAGGACCCUGCUUUCCCCAAGCUGCUGCCCGAUGAGGACCCCAACAUGCGUCAGCCUUACACCCUUGUGCUGAGUCUGGAGGAUCUCCUGGUGCACAGCGAGUGGAGCCGUGAGCAUGGAUGGCGUGUGGCCAAGCGUCCGGGUGUCGACUACUUCCUCCGCUACCUCAACCAGUACUACGAACUCGUCCUCUUCACCAGUGUGCCCAGCAUGAUGGCCGAUCAGGUGCUCCGGAAGCUUGACCCCUACCGCAUCAUCCGCUGGCCCUUGUUCCGUGAAGCCACCAAGUACAAGGAUGGAGAGUACAUCAAGGACCUGUCCUACCUCAACCGUGAUCUGUCCAAGGUGAUUUUGAUUGACACCAAGGAGGAGCACGCCCGCCUGCAGCCCGAAAACGCCGUCAUUCUUGAGAAGUGGCUCGGCGACUCCAAGGACAAGACCCUCGUCGGCAUGAUUCCCUUCCUCGAAUACAUUGCCGGUAUGGGCGUCGAAGACGUGCGUCCCGUCAUCAAGUCCUUCGAGGGCACCCAGAUCCCCGUGGAAUUCGCCAAGCGUGAGAAGGCCAUGCGUGAGCGCUUUGAGAAGGAGCUGGCUGAGGAGCAGAAGAAGCGCCCCCGCAGUGGUCUGGGCAGCUUCGCCUCUGCCCUGGGCCUGAAGUCCACCCGCACCCUGGACGGCGAGCAGAGCCCCUCGGAGGGCUUGGCCCAGGGUAAGAUGCUGUGGGACCAGAUCCGCGAGCGUGGCCAGAAGAACUACGAGAUGAUUGAGAAGGAGAUCCGUGAGAACGGCGAGAAGUGGCUGGCCGAGAUGGCCGCGGAGGAGGAGAAGGCCCGUCAGGAGCAAAUGGCCAUGAUGAAGGGCUCUUUCACCGGCAUGUUCGGUGCUGGUCCUAAGCAGUAA